Messenger RNA from Exophiala aquamarina CBS 119918, 1995 nucleotides. RefSeq lists its product as uncharacterized. The record is from RefSeq and is a predicted model, not a curated record. Lineage: Eukaryota; Fungi; Ascomycota; Eurotiomycetes; Chaetothyriales; Herpotrichiellaceae. Gene Ontology annotation, molecular function: zinc ion binding; RNA polymerase II cis-regulatory region sequence-specific DNA binding; DNA-binding transcription factor activity, RNA polymerase II-specific. Gene Ontology annotation, cellular component: chromatin. Gene Ontology annotation, biological process: regulation of transcription by RNA polymerase II; DNA-templated transcription. The transcript is spliced from 6 exons. Bases 1 to 1995 code for a protein of 664 amino acids.
AUGUCUUCCCCCUUCUUCGGCUCAAGGCCUCGAAAUACUCGACACAUGCGGAAGACAGGCUUGCCGCAGAGUUGGCUUUGCGAGUUCUGCAAGAAGACGUACCAUAGAUCAGAUGUUCUCAGGCGGCACUAUGUGUCGUGUCCACACAGAAACGGUCGACAGAUCCCAGAUCGGUUGCCCAGAGGCAGGAGAAAGCAGGCUUGUGAUCUCUGCGCUAGGACCAGAGUAUCCUGUGAUCUAGACUCACCUUGCGAGAACUGUCUCUUCUCUGGGUCCUGCUGCACCUAUUUGAGAACCGAGCGGACCGCUAGAAGCCCAUCGACGCUGAGCACAGGCAACUACGGCAGCCUGAGGUCGGCGCCGAGGCAGAUAUCAAAUGAAACAGGCUCAACCAGCCACAAAAUCCGUAUCUCCUUCCUGCUGAACUGGAGCAGUCCGACCAGCGGCCUCACCGACACUUUCAAGCGAUCAAGCGAUGAUGUCGCCGUCCACGCAAACACUCGCUCUCAGAGUCAGGAUGACACAACGUUUUAUUGCAAAGCUGGAGGCAGUGAAUCUUACGGUUACUCACCAUCCUGGCUUAGCUUAGUCAUCCCGCUGACCUCGCCACACACAGAUUACCUGCCGCUAUUCUUGACUCCCGACAAUUCCCUAAUCAACCUGGAGCUAUGCGCAGAUGCCAGUGCACUCCCUUUUCCGUCGUCUGAGCUGGGCAUGCACGAUCAGCUCUCCUCCACCGCUUUUCUAUCUCUCAUGGAUGGGAGUCAGUAUCCGGAUCAACUCGUGGGCAUGGAUAGGAAUAUCUCAAUAGAACUAGCGGAUCAGUUGACUGCACUAACAUUGUCUCUUCCACACGAUCAUCCAGAGCACGCCCCAAGCAUCCAUCUCGCCCUUGGCAUGCGAACUCUAACACAAAACAACAUCUCAAUAUUUCUGCAGCUCUAUUUCCAGCACUGGAACCGCCAUAGUCCGGUCGUACAUCCGGGCACCUUUGGUGUUUUCAGAACACCCUUGCCUUUGCUUCUGGUCAUGACGCUUACGGGAGCUUUGUUCUCUUUGGCACCCGGCGCAGUUACUACUGCCCGGUCAAUGCUCGAGCUUGCAGAGGAAUUUGCAUUCAGUGACCCAGAUUUCCAGAGGAUCGCGUCUGGCAUUUUCCCAGAAGGACUUGAGCAGCGUCGACGAGCCCUAAAAGCCCUUCAGGCAGCGUUCUGUGCUGUACAGUUGCAGCUUCGGGAGGGCACAACCUGGAAGAGAAAAUGUAUGCGGACAGUCCGAUUUGAUCAGAUCAUCUCCGCUGUCCGAACAAUGGCGCUUCACAAUGGGGACUUCCUGUUGCCCGACAAUUCAACUCAAGAGACAGGGAUUUCUAGCUGGUAUCGUUUCGCUGAAAACGAGUCUCGCUUGCGGCUUCUCUGUGGCAUCUUCCACCUUGACGUGGCCAUUAGUACUAUCUAUGGCGAGCGGCCUCGAUUGUUCUACCAUGAGCUGCAUGUCGGCAUGCCAUGCUCGCCCAAUGUAUUCAUGGCAGAGACUGUCGGUGCAUAUUACGAGGCGCUCGCAUGUGAAACGGGAACCGGUUGUUAUUCAUUGCCCGGUACCAUCGCGGCUUUCGCCGGCAACCGCACGGACCUCCUUCCGGACACCGAGUCUUUCAACCUGUUGUACUUGUUUUCAGUUCUCUUUGGAUUGAUACAGAUCAUCCAGAGCCAUCUCCAUUGCGACAGCUCAGUAGAGCUAGGAUGUAGACUCGGGAAAGGUCUCCAACUCUGGAAGGCGAAAUGGGAUGCAUCGAUACUUCAGAUAGGUCCAAGCCAACUUGAAACAAGCGGAUUCCUCAAAGAUGCUGGACCAGAAUUUUGGCAUUUCGCUUGCUAUCUGCUAACAACCAGAGGGGAGACGGCACCUUUGGAGCCAGAGGCAAAUCCUUCUUCAACUUCAGAAGCGAGCAACAUCUUCAAUAGGUUUCUCCAAAGCGUGAAAGCACUGAGGUAA